UUUUGACAUUUAAGACAGUGACCAAUAUUGACAAGUGACAUUCAAUAAUUAAACAAUAACAGAAACAAAGCCCCUUUUUUCAACUAAGUGCAACCUCGGGUGUGCUAAUUAAUCUUUAAUGAUGGCUUCAGAAAAAGACCCGCUAAUAAGUGAACGCUCGGGAUCUGUACGAGAAGUCGGAAACCAUGCUAUUUGGAGUCUCUCAUCAUGCAAACCGGGUUUUGGAAUUGACCAAUUAAGAGAUGAUUGCAUGGACACUUAUUGGCAAUCAGAUGGGCAACUACCGCAUCUUGUAAACAUACAAUUUCAAAGAAAAACUAUGGUGUCCCACAUUUAUAUCUACACGGAUUACAAGUUGGAUGAGAGUUAUACUCCCAGUAGAAUAUCCAUUCGUGCUGGAACACACUUCAAUGAUCUUCAAGAAAUAGAAGUUAUUGAAUUAAUUGAGCCAAGUGGUUGGGAAAUGAUACCUAUAAAAGAUAUUCAUGAUAGACCUAUCAGAACCUACAUGAUUCAAAUUGCGGUACUAAGCAACCAUCAAAAUGGAAGGGACACUCACAUGAGACAGAUCAAAAUCCAUUCUCCGUGUGAACCUACAUCAUUUGAUCUGAAUAAAUUGCACAACUUUUCUACAGUAAAAUUCCAACAAUACUCAACUAUUCGGUAAAAUAAAUUCAAUUAAAUGUGUUUAAAUAUUUAUUAAUAUCAUAA
Papilio polytes (common Mormon) is the source of this 711-nucleotide messenger RNA. RefSeq names its product anaphase-promoting complex subunit 10 (gene APC10). The transcript is spliced from 3 exons. NCBI's taxonomy places the organism in Eukaryota, Metazoa, Arthropoda, Insecta, Lepidoptera, Papilionidae. The coding region runs from base 119 to 667 and encodes 182 amino acids. Gene Ontology annotation, cellular component: anaphase-promoting complex. Gene Ontology annotation, biological process: anaphase-promoting complex-dependent catabolic process; protein K11-linked ubiquitination. The record is from RefSeq and is a predicted model, not a curated record.